AUGGCAACGCCAACUACCAAUGGUGAGUAGCUAUAAUGCCAAUUGCCUUCUUCUAUCUGAAAGUAUUUCAGCAUUUGACACUGAUUAUAUAUAUAUGUGUGUGUAUGUGUAUAUAUAUAUAUAUUUUUUUUUAAAUUAAUAUUAUUGUUGUUCCUUUACCUCUAUAGUUUCUACUUAUUAUUAGGUGUGUGUAUGGUAAUUAGAAUAUGAGUCAGCCUGCCUUGGAGGAGGUACAUGUAUGUGGAAAUAUAAAAUGCCACUCUACAUUAGGUAUUUGCUUUUUAUGCAAUUAUCGUAUGUGUCUAUGCUAGAACUUCAAUUUGAAAUCUCAAUAGCCUGGAUGGAAAAAGCACAACCCGCAUAUAUUAAUGUAUCCAUGAAGUGCAUUAAGUUACAGCUUUUAAUGGAAUAACUAAAUCUAAAACCUGCUUGACAGUGCAAUUGGGAAAGCUCAUUGGGAGUUGAAAUCUAACUGCCGAAUAUUUCCAUCUGUGUAAAAUUGGCCAUUCCCCUAAUCUACUUCAGGUAUAUCAAGGCUGCUGCUACCAACCAGAUCCUUUGAUAUCUAUACUGUAGUAUGUCAUCCAAACUAUAUUUUAAGAUGACUAUAUAUGAGUUCAAGAUUAUCUACAACUCAAAACUUGACUUUAUGACUAUUAAUAUUAUUAUUAUGAUGAUAUUUAUAGAGCGCCGUCAAAUUCUGCAGCGCUUUACAAUGGGUGGACGAACAGACAUGUAGUUGUAACCAGACAAGUUGGACACACAGGAACAGAGGGGUUGAGGGCCCUGCUCAAUGAGCUUACAUGCUAGAGGGAGUGGGGUAAAAUGACACAAAAAGGUAAGGAUAGUAUUAGACUAGUGACAGUUGCAGAAGAGGAAUCAGUCAGGAGCUAUUAACAGUUUAAUUGCUACGCUUUUAUGAAGAAGUGGGUUUUUAACGAUUUUUUUGAAGGAGUGGAGACUGGGUGAGCAUCUAACGGAGGAGGGAAGCGAGUUCCACAGGAACGGUGCAGCCCUCCAGAAGUCUUGAAGGCGAGCAUCAGAGGUGGGAGUACGUAAGUCUUCAGCAGAUCGUAAGGGCCUAGACGGGACAUACUUGUGUAUAAGGGAGGAUAAAUAGGUGGGAGCAGCAUUAUGUAGAGAUUUGAAAGCAAGAACCAGAAUUUUAAAUUGAGCUCUAUAUUUUAUAGGAAGCCAAUGUAGGGAAUGACAGAAGGGUGAGGCAUGGGAGGUGCGGACGGGAAGAUGAGCCUCGCCGCCCCAUUCAUUAUGGACUGUAACGGUGCUAGUUGGGAGCACGUAAGACCACUGAGAAGCGGAUUACAGUAGUCAAGGCGAGAAAGGACAGAGGAAUGGACCAACACCUUAGUCGCAUCUGGCGUUAAGUAGGGGCGGAUGCGCGCAAUGUUUUCGAGAUGGAAAUGACAGGAUUUGGCGAUAGAUUGAACAUGAGGCUUGAAGGAGAGGUCGGAGUCAAAGAGAACACCUAGGCAGCGAGCCUGCGUGGUGGAGCUGAUGGUAGCAUUGUUGACUUGGAGAGAGACAGACACAGGAGUAACAACACUUGAGGGAGGAAAGACCAGAAUUUCAGUUUUGGUCAAGUUUAGUUUAAGGAAGUGGGCAACCAUCCAGUUAGAAAUAGCAGAGAGGCAUUUAGAGACACUAGUCAAGAGGGACGGGGAGAGAUCAGGAGAGGACUACUUUGUUUCAUAAUAAAGAUUAAGUGCUAAGUGGACGAAAAGCGCAAGUCAGCGUUCCCGGUUUCCCAGUGUGGUGGUCCCACAUUGAUCUUAUUGAUUUCAUUUAUCUUGGAUGGGUAUUUUGUUUAUUUUUUAUUUUUUUGGCAUUCCCAAAAUGAGUGAUGUUUGACCAAUAUGUGCAUUGGGAUAAAUUCCGAAAUUGACAAAAGGCAGAGCUCCACCAUCAAGCUUUGUCAGUUCCCCCUUCCAUUGCUAGCAUUGGCUGUUUGGAAAUGUUUCUUGCUGCAAGGUUAGUUACUACGAAGGAUCCUGCGUUCUCAUGGAAUCCUCUUUCGACCUGUGCUGUAUUCAUUCACAAGAGUAUGACCAUGACAAGGAUACUGGCAGAUCAACAGCCAGUAGGUAAAGAUGUAUGUCAGACCAAAGAUGAGGAUAGCUACAGGUAAGUAGAUCUUUCUUUAGCUCCCCCUGUCUUUCAUACACCAGCUAGGCAUGUUCCCUUCAGGCAUCUUUGCAAAAUAUUCAAGGACCCCCUAAAGUGAGAGCAACUUUUAACCAGCAAGCUGUGGGAUUUACUUAUCAUGUGCACCCUGUUGAAGUACUUGGUAGUGUAGUCGAGUAUUCUUAUUGGCAUUUAUAUAGCGCCUAUAUAUUCCAUAGCGCUUUACAAUAAUAUGAGCGGGGGAGAUUUACCAAUACAUGAGACCAUUAAAAAAACGUACAGGAACAAUAGGUUGAAGAGGACCCUGCUCAAACAAACUUACAGGCUAGUGCAGGCAUAGGCAACCUUUGGCACUCCAGAUGUUUUGGACUACAUCUACCAUGAUGCUUUGCCAGCAUUAUGGGGGAUGUAGUCCACAACAUCUUGAGUGCUGAAGGUUACCUAUACCUGGACCUAGAGGGUAAUGUAUUCUUCUAUGACAUCCUAAACCAAGGACCUCCUACUAUCAAAAUAUAUGCAUUGCAGUGUUAAUUUUGUCGAAUAACAAUUUUAGUCAAAUUUUAGCUAACUAAAACAAUUCAGAUGACUAAAAUACGACUAAAACUAAAAUGGCUUUUUAGUCAAAGGACUAUGAGUAAAACUAAAUUGAAAUUUGCUACCAAAAUUAACACUGCACAGAGGGGAUGUGGAAGGGGGAAAAGAGACAGACCAGGGCUUGGGAGAGAGACACCUAGAGUGGUUGGGUGGACACAAAGAGACACAGAGGGGCAAAAGAGACAGUUGCUUUAACUACACCUAGAGCAGUUGGAAAUGCUAGAAGAAUGCUUUGUUGUAUAGGGAGAGGUAUUAGCAGUAGAAAGAGGGAAGUGCUCAUGCCCUUGUACAGAACACUGGUGAGACCUCACUUGGAGUAUUGUACUCCGUACUGGAGACCGUAUCUUCAGAAGGAUAUUGAUACUUUGGAGAGAGUUCAGAGAAGGGCUACUAAGCUGGUUCAUGGAUUGCAGGAUAAAACUUACCAGGAAAGCUUAAAGGAUCUUAACAUGUAUAGCUUGGAGGAAAGACAAGGCAGGGGGGAUAUGAGUAGAAACAUUUGAAUACAUAAAGGGAAUCAACACAAUAAAGGAGGAGACUAUAGUUAAAAGAAGAAAAACUACCACAACAAGAGGACAUAGUCUUAAGUUAGAGGGGCAAAGGUUUAAAAAUAAUAUCAGGAAGUAUUACUUUACUGAGAGGGUAGUGGAUGCAUGGAAUAGCCUUCCAGCUGAAGUGGUAGAGGUUAACACAGUAAAGGAGUUUAAGCAUGCGUGGGAUCGGCAUAAGGCUAUCCUAAGGCCAGGGACUAAUGAAAGUAUUAGUGAAAUAUUGGGCAGACUAGAUGGGCCAAAUGGUUCUUAUCUGCCGUCACAUUCUAUGUUUCUAUUAGAUUUUAGUUGUGUCGACUUAAACUAAAACAAUUCGUACUAAAAUACAACUAAAACUGAUAUGGCUUUUUAGUCCGUAAACUAUGGCUAAAACUAAAUUGGAAUUUGAUGCCAAAAUUAACACUGAUGCAUUAACUAUUAAAUGUUUAUGCUUGCAAUUCUUUUAUUUAUAUAUAUAUAUAUAUAUAUAUAUAUAUAUAUAUAUAUAUAUAUAUAUAUAUAUAUAUAUAUAUAUAUAUAUAUAUAUAUAUAUAUAUAUAUACCUUACCUUCUUACUUGGCUUAAAAAUUGUACGAAAUGGGUCCUAUGUGGUUUUUUUUUUUUGGUUUUUUUUUUUUUAAAUAAAUAGCGGGGUUACAAUAAAAAGUUAUAAAUUGAACCACAAAAAUAGUUGCCUAUGACUGUGCUGUUUUGUAGCACACCCACUGCUUUUUUUUUAUUUAUUAUAUAUUCACUUGACAUACAGAUUAAUUUUAUAUGCCUAUUAAUAGGAGGUUGUUGGCCUUCCCUCUCUGAAUCACAUGCUGAGUAAUUCACUAAUCAGAGCAUUGUAGGCAAAUGACAUGGAAAAAAAAAACAUUUUAGCCUAAAUAGCAGAUUUGUUUUUAGCACACCUCUGUUUGCAGCGCUAGGUUUGGCAAGGACCAAAUUGGAGUCCUAUUGGUCACUUGCAAAUCCACCAAUCACCUUAGGAGUUGUGUUCACUACUGAGAUAUUUGUGUGUAAACCAUGGGUUUCUUUGAUUGGACAAUAAAUCUUCCUUAGAGAUCCUAGAGACCCGAUUCUUAAAUUAGUAUGUUUCAAAGAACCCCCCAGCAGUCCAUGUAGGGAUUCACAUACUACACAGCCAUGUUUCAUUGUAGAUAAUGAUAAAACAUGGAGCUGUGAUGGGUUUUGACUACUAGUUCAUAUUUAAUACCUUCGGGACAAAUUACAUGUCCGGGCUGUUAUAAUAACUUUGACUAACACUGCGUAGAAAGGGCCAAUGCUUACAUAAAUAUUGUGAAUAUAUGAAGGUUCUAUAUUCAUUCUAUCCCAUUAGUGAUAUUCGUACGGGGCUUCAUUCCACUGUAUCAUAUGAAAACCUUUUCCCAUUUGUCCUAGGUAUUGUUAUUAAAGGGACACUUUAGUCACCUGAACAACUUUAGCUUAAUGAAGCAGUUUUGGUGUAUAGAACAUGCCCCUGCAAUCUCACUGCUCAAUCCUCUGCCAUUUAGGAGUUAAAUCCCUUUGUUUAUGAACCCUAGUCACACCUCCCUGCAUGUGACUUGCACAGCCUUCCAUAAACACUUCCUGUAAAGAGAGCCCUAUUUAGGCUUUCUUUAUUGCAAGUUCUGUUUAAUUAAGAUUUUCUUAUCCUUUGCUAUGUUAAUAGCUUUCUAGACCCUGCAAUAGCCUCCUGUAUGUGAUUAAAGUUCAAUUUAGAGAUUGAGAUACAAUUAUUUAAGGUAAAUGACAUCUGUUUGAAAGUGAAACCAGUUUUUUUUUUUUUCUCAUGCAAGCUCUGUCAAUGUGGCUAGGGCAGCAUAAACAGAAACAAAGUGAUUUAACUCCUAAAUGACAGUGAAUUGAGCAGUGAAAUUGCAGGGGAAUGAUCUAUACACUAAAACUGCUUUAUUUAGCUAAAGUAAUUUAGGUGACUAUAGUGUUCCUUUAACUAAUAAAUUGUGGUCGAUUGAAAACAUAGUUUGUAAAAAAUUAGGCCACAAUAGUUGGGAGUUUAAGUAAGUCAGUUGUUCGGCAUUGAUGUUCUAAAAUGCAUUUUUUUAAAAGAGUUUUGUUUGACAUUUGACAUGUGUAAUGUACCUUGGACUGUAGUGGUUAUGAUGCUUGGAUUUUGCAAUGGUUUACCUCUUACCUGGAGCCAGCAUGGUCGCAUCCAGGAAUGCCCGUCACUUAUCGUCUGGGAGCUUUGGCUGAGGGCUCUCGGCUAAUAAAUGAAACUUGUGCGUGGAAAAUGCUCAGAAUUUACAUUAGCCAGCCGGUACACUUCUGGGAUUGCUGUUGAUGCUGCUGCAAGUAGAGUACCACCUUUGUCGGCAACAUUAAAUAUCUCCAUAUUAAAACAUUGCACGUACAGGACUACAUUCUCCAUGACCACCUCAAAAAAACUGAAGUGACCUUGGUGCUUGAAGUAACCCUUUUAGAAUCCCUUUAAUCGUUUGCUGAAAUACAUUUUUACACGAAGAGGGACUCAAAGCAGGUGUGGUGCAAUUUGUACGUUAGAUUAGUUAUUUUUUUGUUUUCUUACCUUGUCCCUAUAUCAAAAAUGUAUUAGUAGGUGAGUUAAAUUAUAUGAUGCAAUCCACUCCUUUUUAUCCUGCAAUUGGGUGCCUACAUCUCGGCUCCAUGUCAAACAUUGUUUUCAGCUCUGUCAUCUGCAUGUUGCUUCAGCAUAGAGAAAGCAUACAGGGAAGAGAACUGAAACAAUGUUUCUAUUUUUCAUUUGCCAUAUUUGCCCUGGCAUUGCCUUGUCUUAAAGGGACCGUAAAGGCACUCAGACCACUUCAUCUCAAUGAAGUGGUCUGGAGUCACCUGCACCCCAUUUGAACUCUGCAGCUGACAAAGUUUGCAUUUUCCAUGUUUUUUUCCAGUGGUGUAGAUUUUCAUAAAAGUGACAGUUUUUUUUUUUUUUAACAAUAAAAAAAUAAAAUAAAUAAAUACUGAUUUAGUUUUGCUUCAUAAGUCGACUUCUCUCACCUGCCAUACUGCAUUGUUUUUUUAUGCUAAAAAUGUAUUCCUGGGGGCGGGGCCGGACCGCCAUGCUGAGCAGUCGCAAAAUAGUGUGGCUCCUGCAAUCUCUCCCAGUUUUUCAGCACAAAAACGACAAUACCUACCUGACAGCAGCGACCCAGUGCAAGAAGCCACCCUGGUUCCGAGGAGAGGCUUGCUGCAAAGUUCUAGUCCCUUGGAGGGGUGCUCUCCGUCACCCACGAUGGAGACCACUCGGGCGGUGAGUGGGGUGGACGGCCGCUGCCCUGCUAUCCAGGGCCGGCGCGUCCAUAAGGCGGCACAGGCGGCCGCCUUAGGGCGCACCGGCUCUGGGGGCGCAAAAUUCCAGUGACCGGCAGGAGGGAAGUGCUCCCUCCUGCCAGGUCACCUCCUGGAUCCCCGGCGCGGCGUGCGGCUGAAUUAGAUGCCGUGGUGGCGAGGGAGCUCUGAUCUCUCUGAUGUGCUCCCUCGCAGGCUGUUUACUGAUGACGUCAUAUUCCGGCUCCCGCGGCAUCAGUAAACAGCCUGCGAGGGAGCAGACCAGAGAGAUCAGAGCUCCCUCGCCACCUCGGCAUCCAAUUCAUCCGCAUGCCUCCCAGCAGCCCCACUGGACCACCAAUGAGAUACCCACGCCAGCUCUCCAGGUAGGGAGGCUGGGUAGGACAUUUAAAUUUAAUUUAGAUUAUUAAUUACUGUGUGUGUGCAUGUGAGUGUGUGUGUGUCUGUCAGUGUGUGUGUGUGUGUGCGUGUGAGUGUGUGUGUGUGUCUGUCAGUGUGUGUGUCAGUGUGUGUGUCUGUCAGUGUGUGUCAGUGUGUGUGUGUGUGUGUGUGUGUGUGUCUGUCAGUGUGCAGUGAGUGUGUGUCUGUCAGUGUGUGUGUGUGUGUGUGUGCAGUGAGUGUGUGUGUCUGUCAGUGUGUGUCAGUGUGUGUGUCUGUCAGUGUGUGUGUGUGUGCGCAUGUGAGUGUGUGUCUGUCAGUGUGUGUGUGUGCAUGUGAGUGUGUGUGUGUGUGCAUGUGAGUGUGUGUAUCUGUCAGUGUGUGUGUCUGUCAGUGUGUGUGUGUGUGUGUGCGUACAUGUGUCUGUCAGUGUGUGUGAGUACAUGUGUCUGUCAGUGUCUGUGAGUUUGUGUGUGUGUGUCAGUGUGUGUUUGUCAAUGAGUCUGUCAGUGUUUGUGUGUCUGUCAGUGUGCGUGUGAGUGUCUGUCAAUGAAUGAGUGUGUCAGAUAAGUGAGUCUGGCUGUCAGAGAUGUCUGUGUGUUUGUCAUUGAGUGUGUGUGACUGUCAGUGUUUAUACACCCCUGACUGUAGCGUGGCCAAGCGGAGUGUACCGUGGUACAGGAACUUCUGUUUCCUGUACCUGGCAGGACUGACAGGAAAAGCUCACUGUACCGGGAUUCGCUCCGCUCAGCCACGCUACAAGAAAGGUAGGAGGCACACCAGGAAGGGGAGGGGACCACUAUGGGGGUGGGUGGCGCACCAAGGGACAGGGAGAGAUACCCUAAGGUACAGGAAAAGGAGGGAGGGGGGGAGAGGAACACUAAGCGACAGGGAACAGAGGGGGGAGGGGAGAGGAACACUAAGGGACAGGGAAAGGAGGGGGGAAGGGAAAGGAACACUGAGGAACAGGGAAAGGAGGAGAGAGGGGAGAGGAACAGUAAGGGUCAGAGAAGGGAGGGGACCAUUAAGGGACGGGGAGAGGGGCUGGAUGUGAAAGAAACACAUAGCGGUGCUUGAGAAGGAAAGAGACACACACAAAGGAGCUGGGAAGAAUAAAAGACACAAAGGGGCUGGGAGAAAAGGAGUCACACAAAGGGGCUGGGAGGAGUAAGACACAAAAUGUGGGAGGAUGUAAGAGUCAUACAAAGAGGAGAGAUAGGAGACACACAAAGGCAAAAAUAGGAGAUAAAAUACAUUAAAGGGAGUCAGACAUUUAAAAGACGGGAUAAGAAACACAAAAGGGAGGUUAAGAGGCACAUGGGUGAAGAGGUUUUUGGGGGGGGGGGGGCGGAAAAAUGCAUCUUCGCCUAUGUACCCAAAAUUCUUUGCACCGGCCCUGCUGCUAUCCUGCCCACUAGCAGUAUGGGCGAAGCACAAGGCUAGGUGGAACUGGCCCUGUCCCCCCCCCUCUGGACCGGGGGGGUGAUCCCGGUCCCCACCCUAACCCUGUCAGUGUGCAGCAACAUCAGCUGUGGCAGGGGGGCCCCAAACCUCGCAGGCCGCAAUCAAAAUGGCGGAGACUGCAUGUCGAGUCACCCGCGACAGACGGAAGACGGACGCACCCACCUCACAGUGGCAGCAGGCCGGCACAAGCCACAUGGGAACCGCCGGGCACCUGCAAAGACCCACCCAGAGCCAAGCCAAAUGGGCGGAGAAGCCGGAGGCACCUCAAGCCAACGCAAACAGCUCCACAAGCAACCGACGGAGGUCGACACCUGCAAACUACUGCCUAAACACCGCCAAAUGCUCAACUCAAAGAGGAGACAGUGCUCCAGCUACAUAGCUCCGCAUACUGAACCUCUAGGAUCACCGCGCAGGACGCACAUGAACAACAACGAGGCUAAUGGGACUUACCUCCUGCACGAGACAGGCACUUGAUGGAACCGCAAGUAUACCACAAGGGGACUCACACUACAACUAACACGGCGGUCCUUCUGCCAUUAUUAUGUUACCCAAACGGGUCUCCUGGCACAAAACCAUUGACUAUCAUCUUGCUGGAAUGGGGGUCCCCCCGGGGUGGAAAGACUCAAAGUGCAAUCACACAUGUUUGAUGCUUUCUCUUUGUUUGUUUUUUUGUUAUUUUUUUUUUGUUCUUUCAUCUAGUGUUGCCUCCAAGCUACUGAGAACCUAGUUAGGCACGCCAUGCAGCAGCUUAUAUAUCUCUGGUCUGAUUUACUCACUCAGACCAGACAUAUACUCCACCUUUCUUUAAUCAGCCCAGCAGGUACUUAACUGUAUAUAUUCUCACUCACAGUUACCACAGAGGCAGUAUAGACAUACUUAUAAUACACCACUUCGCCUCUCCGCUGAUUAUUCUCUGUUCACUCAGGCAACUGAACAGGCGUAGAUGUUGUCUCUCACUGUUCCGAAACCUGAUGUACAUGUAUGAGUACCUGUGGAGUGUUAAACUCAUCUUGCUAAACUCUUAUACAUUUGCUUAGCUAACCAGUAAGCUUGGCAUGUUUUUGCUUGCAUAUACAUGUAUUUCACGCUUAACUACACGGAGGAACGGCUGACCCAUCAUGAGAGGCACUAGCGGUUAAACGAACCAUACUACUUACACCAGCCGCCACAAAAUGCUCACGUAUCUCAGACAACAUGACAGUAAGCGUUUGUGACUAAAUGCCCACUAACUAUACCCUAUACACAAUCUGAUAGAAUGUUCCUGUUAUGAAUCUGUUAAUAUAUAAAAAUGUGCUCAUUACUCUAUUGCUCCUACUGUAAUGCUAGACAAAAUGCUCGAGGAUUGCUGUUGGGGCACCAAGAGCUUGUAUGUACUAAUCACCAUGCACACCAAAAUAAAGAUUUAAAAAAAAAUAAAAAAAUUUAUUCCUGUUGAUGUACUUAAAGGGACCCUGUAGGCACCCAGACUAUUUCAGCUCAUUAAAGUGGUCUCGGUGCUGUGUCCCUUUUUCACUUCAGUCUACUGUGCAUGCUCUGAGUGACUGCCACUGUUACAAGGGACUAAUCUAAACACUGCCUUUUCUCAGAAAAGAUAGUUUUUACAUUGUAAAGCCUGCAGGGACAGCCUAUAGACACCAGAACCACUAAAUUAAACUGUAGAAGUUCUGGUGACUAUAUUAUCCCUUUAGGCUAUUAGCCCAUACAGUGGGAAGUUGAUAAUUUGAGUACAAAUCCCAUAAACCUUCGAUGUGCUCAUAAUUCCCUGCUUGUUGGAUAAUCCUAGAAGUGCUGUAUAGCAACCAACAUCACUUCCUGGUUUGGCGAGUGCUCUUUGCAAAUCCUUCUUAGCCUGACGUUUUGCUGGAAAAACAGGAACUCCCAGUGAUGAAUAUCUUUUCUAUUACAUUAGAGCUCACAAACCCUUCUCAUAAAAGACUUCUAAUCCAUGUUCGUUUUGUUCUGUGCACGUUUUCUGAUUAAUUCUAGUUUGUAGUGAUCAGAGGCGUAACUACAAAACACGGGGCCCCGGUGCAAAAAUUGCACUGCCUCCUCCUUGCCCACCCCCACCCCUCCAUAGGUCUACUUCUCCUGUUCACCCCCCUCCCCACACACACAUGCAGACAAACAGAUACACAUGCACACACAUACAUAUAGAGAAACAUACAUACAGUCACACAUGCGCACACACACAUACAGAGACACAUAUGCAAAAUGUUUAAGUCACCCUCCUGCUUCCUACCUUUGAGGUGCAGGAGGGCGACUUUCCCUGGGGUCCAGUGGGGGUUUCAAGCUGAUGGGAGUCAGAGUUUCUUCUUCGUUCCCGCACGGCUCUCUAUGAUAGCUGGGAGGAGUGACUGGGGCAGUCACUUCCUCCCUGCGUCUGACAUCAUCACAUGGGGCCCGGUCGCGCUAUUAAAGCGCUGCGGCGCUGACUGGGGCCCCCUGGAUAUUCAUUGCCAUCUGGUGGCCCUAACAGCAUGGGCCACCCGAUGGACUCCUUCAAUGCGGCCUCGGAGGUUACACCACGCGGGCUGGGGCCGCAACAGAUGGCGGCGGGCAACCGGUGGCAAGGGGUCCGCACAGCUUGUGUGUUGCAGAGCUCCAGUUCCAGCAGAGUAUCGCUGCUAGUCUACUUACCUUGUGGAGCUCAGACGUCAGAGUAAUUGGAGCAGCCUACCCAUACAUCAGUUGAGACUCGAAAUAUGAAACAAAUAUAUUUUAUUGGGAAGCAGGCACCAUAUUUAUCCGUUAUAAAAAUGCAAAAAAAUGCUUUAUUAUACAAGAAUGCACAAAACAGGUAUCAAUAUAGUCCUAUUGCAAUGUCAAUAUAAACAAACAUUUAUGUAGAAAAUAUGCAAGCAAUGAAUAGACCCAAAAAGGAAGCGAUCAGAAAUACUCUGCAUCUACAAACUAAAUGGUGUAAGCACCAAUAUAAUGAAACAAUAUUAUGAUAUCUGAAAAAAAAUAAAAAAUGCAAAACAAAAAAUACAUACCAAAGAUAGAACCUAUCAAGGAACAUGAGAAGAGGGUGAAGACGUCAAAAAAUAUGUUUGUUUAUAUUGACAUUGCAAUAUGACUAUAUUGAUACUUGUUUUGUGCAUUCUUGUAUAAUAAAGCAUUUUUAUGCAUUUUAUUUGGUUGUGCUCCUCUUUUUAGUAUUAUACUAUUGUAUUGUAGCCUUUUGGAAAUGGGGCUUUAGGAGUGAGCACCCUUAUUUGUACUAAUUCACUUUAUCUAUUGUAUAUGGCUGUUAACCGGGUGUGCCCACCUUUCCCUUGUUAAACCAUAUUUAUCCAGUACAGAAUAUGUAUUUCCCCCCUGCAGGGGAUGAUUAAGAAAACAUUUGUGUAGUCCCUCCCUGACGUUUUCGGGUCUUGGGCUAUAACUCUUUCACCCGCUGAGCCCUUUUCAGCCAGGUAGGCAAGAGAUUAGACAGCCCAGAACAGAGUUCUGUUUUGCCUAAGUCAUGUGUGCCAGGGAUGCAAAUUGACCCUGGUACACACCGUUAACUACAUCUUUAGAUAUGCAGUAUUGCAAGCUAAAAUGCUGCACAUCCAGGUUCCUACCACCAUAACCAUGUCAAAAAGCAGAGAGCUGGCAGCGGGGUUGAUACCUCAAGAAUCUCUGGUUCCAGGUGCCAAAGGUGAAGGAAUAGAUGGCAGCUCAGGGCUGGUUUGGUUCCUGAACUAGUCAUCAAUAAUGCCUCUUUCCUGCUACAAAAAUUUCUAGGCCUCAUACAGUUUGCCAAGAUUCUGUAAUAAUUCCACUUUAAAUCAAAGUCUCAUUCCAUCCCUGGUGUCCUGCUUCUUAAGGGAAAUUAAAUAAUCUGACUGGAAAAUGUCCUUCUUCCAUAAUUCUUUAUUUAGCUUUUAAAUGCCUGCAAUGGUCAUGAUUGAAGAACCUGAUAUGAGCUUGCAAUUUAUUUUAGGCCCAUUAAAUCCUCAGAGUUAAAGAAAUGGAAAAAGCACCACAAGGUUGCAAGUGCACCAGUGCGUUACUGUGGUUUAUUGAAAGGCAUUUCAAAGAACAAACGUUUGAAAUGCCCUUCGAUAAAACAAACAGUACCACUUUUGUGCUCUUGCAAUCUUGCUGCACCACUUCUUUUGUUUUGUUUUACCUGUUUAUACCGCUGAUUAAGCAACAGUGGUUAAGGAUCUCAUAGCUGCACUGAGGUGAUUCUUUAACUUUAAGUAAUGCAGUUUUGUAAAUUUCCCAUCUUGCAUACUUAAAUCCUCAAAGGAUUAAAUUAGAGACUAAGAACUAAGUGAUCUCUAGCCACCCAUUGUUGAUAAUGAAAUUAUGCAGUUGUAUCAUAUUCCUUGCAUCUUGUUUGCUACACCGAUUUCCAUCAAAUUCAAACCAAAAUUGAGGAAUCUAUGCAAAAAUUGCUUGUUUGAAAAAAUAUUAAAAAAAAAAGCAAUCUCCAACUUAUCUGUACUCAAAGCUUGGCUACCGUUGCCUAAAUUUCACAUUUUAAUUAUUUAGAUUCUAACUCACUGCAAUUAGGCUUAUAGUGAAUAAAGCCAUGUGUUUUUGGAAACUUGCAAUACAAUUCCCCGACACAAAAAGGGUCCCUUGUAAGUUAAAAGGAAAAUCUAGCAAAACACAAGCUAGCUUCUUUUGUCAAAAUAUUUUUCAUCUGUUGGCUCUAUAAUUUUAAACCAAUUGAAAACCAUUUCAGUGCCAGGUCUGCAUAAAUAAAAGCUUCAACGAGUAGUGAACUUUACAUUUCAGCAUUUAUUUAAAGUGCAUAUGUUGUGACCAACAUAGCAAUGAAAACUUGAUUUGACAGCAUCCCAUAACUCCUAAAGUGCAAAUGCACCCUGGGAAUUGUGGGACACUGCUCUCGUCUUUUGCUGGGUGACUGAAUGUGCCGCUGCUUCUAGUCCAUGAGUCCAUGUUUGGUGAGGAGGCAGAGGAAAGUUAGCUAAGUAUAUAUUUUGAUCCAUAUACUUGCGGGUGAUUUUUUUGCCAGAACAGUGUAUUGGCAGAAUCUGUACCUACCCGAAUGGGAGCUUGUCAUGCCCACAAUUUGCAGAAUGGUAUUCUCGUCCUUGUUCCCUAUAUUUCAGAAAAAUCUUCGGCACUCCAUAUGUUGUGGACUGCAUCUCCCAUAAUGCUCUUACAGCCAUUAUGCUGGUAAAGCAUCAGGGGAGAUGUAGUUUACAAUAUCUAGGUUGCCUUUCCCUGCCAUAGAAGAGCCUUUAUAUCUUGGGAUUGUAUGUUAACAGAGAGAUUUAGUUACAGUGUUGUGGAGAUUUUUGUAAACCGUUGCAAGUAUUGGUAACAGAAUGUAGAAAUAUAGCAACAGGGGAUCUUCUUGCUCCAUAACCUACACAAAGAUCAUCUGUGUCACUGGUACUUUUAGUGUCACUUUAAUAUUCAUGAACCAAAGGUGAUACACUGUUGCACCUUCUAGGUGGAUGUUGUCAUAGCAACCCAUCCAUGUAACACCUUUGUACUACCUUGAGCUGUCUGAAUGAAUGAGAAGCAUUUUUUCCACUUUUUACAAGCCACGGUCCUGGCAGCCACAAUAUAAAAUAACAUAGGGUUUGAGUUUUCCGGUUUAUUGUAUCCUGUGUUCAGCAAGUCUUGUCAGCUCACUACAGCUCACAAUUCGGUGAAUGAAGACUGGCACCAGUGAAGCAUCCCUCCCAGCUGUUCUGUAUUAUUUUGGACCAUUGUCUUGAUGUGCCGAAUAUGCAUCUCUGGUAUCACACUGAUAGAGACAAAAGAAAAGUCCUCAAUUAGUACAGAUUGCUAAAUUUGAAUGGCUUAGGUUGGCUGUCUGGGAUGCAGUCUUCCAACCUCACAUCCUUUUUAUCCCCAAGGUCAAGAUGCACCCUUUCUGUCUGUUCUAUUAGUGAUAUGCUUUGCAUUAUUAGUACUUCCCACUCCGGCUCUGUGCUUUAACAGCUUGACUCCAUACCUACCAUUUUUAGAUGAAAUGAGGAAUACGGGGGGAAAAAAAUAUCUCCCUUCUGAUAUUAUUUCACAAAGAUGAGGAUACAUAGAACGCAAACCCAGAUAGAUUCUCACAUGGUGGUGUGCUGAAUUGCCUAAAGAGACACAAACUAUAAUACCUGCUUCAGCUUAACGUAGUGGACAAGGCGUCCUUGAGUGUAGUCCGUUCAGUUUUUUGUUUAUUUUUUACUAAUCCUCUCUUCUGGUACUUUUCAAGCCCAACACUACUUCUGCUAUGGAGCUAAUGAUAUACUAAAUGCUGAUCCCUGAGCAUUCUGUUUGCCUCAAAUACUGAUUCUUGCAGUAUGUGCAGAUAGCUAAGCGAAGGCCAUUAUUCAUAUUACAAGUGAUGUAAUGACAACGUUUGUAGACUUGAACUGUAAGAGAACUCUUGUUUAUCUGACUCACUUCAUCAUUAAGACAUGUCUUACAGGGAUUGCUAACUUAUUUAUAUAUGCCCUGAUACCUUUUAGCAUGUAGGGUUAUGUUUAGUCUUAAAAGAAAUAUAUAAUAUAUAUUUUGACGGUUAUCUCCUUUUUAUAGAUAGAGAUAUAUAUAUAAUAUAUAUAUAUAUUAUGUGUGUGUGUGUGUGUGUAUAUGUAUGUAUAUAUGUAUGUGUGUGUGUGUGUGUAUAUAGUGAAAAAUGUAACUGAUAGGACAUAUAUUACACUGAUAAAGAUAUUACAGCAUAAGGCACAGCUGCAUACUGCACCACAGUUUAACCCCUUAAGGACCAAGGACAUAUCAGGUAUUUCCGACAAAAAACGUUCCCUUAAGGACCGCAGACGUACCUGAUACGUCCGCAUGGAAUUAGUACACUGCAAUAACCCUCUCACUGCCGGUGGCCCUGAAGAACACCAGGUGAUCGUUUCACGCCCCCCAGGAGCGAUCACGUCCGGGUUGCUCCACGUGAAGCCCUGCAGUAUAGCAGAGCAUCAGAGAUGCUCUCGAGGGGUCGAGGCACUUAGUGAAUGUAAAAAAUGUUUAAAAAUAAGUAAUAAAUAAAAAAUUAACCCCUUCCCUCCCACUCCCUCCCCAUGUACUUACCGAUCACCGCCGUUCCCCCACUGGCGGUCGGUCUUCUUCUUAAGGGGGGACUGUCUGGGCUGACCAUUUAAAAAAAGAAAUAAAAUGCUAACUUUGGCCAGCGUUUGUGACUAAGUGACUACUACAAAAGACUGGAAAUACCCCAUUUGGAAUACCCUGGGUUAUCUACAUUUGAAAAUGGUAUGCCAUGAUGGGGUUAUUUCACAUUCCUGGGCUACCAUAUGGUCUCAAAAGGCAACACAGACACAGCAAACUAAUCUGGCAAACUGAAUUGGGCAAGCUCUAUAUUGACCCUGUAACUUUCCAAAACACCAUAAAACCUGUACAUGGGGGUAUUGUUAUACUCUGGAGACUUCGCUGAACACAAAUAUGAGUGUUUACAACAGUAAAACUUAUCACGUCGAUGAAAUCACCAGUAAAAGUGCAUUUUUUUUUGUGUUAAAAAAAAUGCAAAAAACAAAUAUGAACGCUAACUUUGGAAAGCGUUUGUGGCGAAGUGGCUACUUCAAAAGACUGGACAUACCCCAUUUUGAAUACCGUGGGUUGUCUACUUUUACAAAUGGUAUGCCGUGAUGGGGCUAAUUUUUCAUUCCUGGGCUACUAUACGGUCUCAAAGACAACAUAGGCCCAGCAAACCAAUCUAGCAAAUUUCAAUGUGCAAACAUGGAAAAGGGGAAAGCCCUACAUUUUGCCCCUGUAAGUUUGCAGAAACCCAUAAAACCUGAACAUUGGGGGCACUGUUGUACUCGGUAUAUGUUGCAGAACACCUAUCGAGGUGUUCUUUGUCAGUAACACAUAACAGGAACUGAGAAUCCAUACCUGAAGUUGGAAAACUGGAAUGCGCACGUUCCAAAUAAGGCAUUUUAGCCGCCAUAGAACCUGACACACCUGUACAUGGGUGGUGUCACUGUACUCAGAUGUUGCUGAACACAUAUUUGGGUGUUCUUCGGCAGUAAUACAUAACAGGAGCUGAGAAUCCAUGCCUAAAGUACAAUGUGCGUGAAAAAUAACACAAACAAAUGACUACCCUAAAGGUUGACAAAGACUGGUGGUAGAACACAAUUAUUGGGGUGUUCUUUGGCAGUAACCCUUAAAGUUCUCCGUACAUGUAUUCUUAAAUUGCUAUAAGUGUCAAAAAAAAUCACCAAUUGUGUUUUUUUAAUUUUUUUUUUAUUUUUUUAUUUGGCAUAGAUUGGUGGUAAAAUGGUUGCAUGAAAAGAGUCAAAAUACCCCAAGUUUAUCACAUUAGGUUGUCUUCUAAAAAUAUAAUAUGUGAAGGGUUAUUCAGGGAUUCCUGAUAGAUAUCAGUGUUACAAUGCGUUAAGUUUGGGAACUAUUUAGCACGGGUGUUUUUUGGCGGUUGUAGAUUCGUAACAGAUUUUGGGGGUCAACAUUCGAAAAAGUUAGUUGUUUUUUUUUGUUUUUGUUUUUUACAUUAUAUAUAUAUUUUUGUUUUAUUGCUACAUUUUUUAUCAUAAAUCAAGUCAUGUUUUAGUUUUUCUCUCGACUAAUAAAUCCAUUGAAGCAUUUUCUAGGUUGAUGUGUGCAGUAGAGACGUCAUUUUUUGAUCACUGGUGUCGCCAUCUUCCUAGGAUUCUAUAGGUUUAUGGGUCUCAUGGAACAUUUUGAAAUUUGCAUUGAAUACUAGUUAUGUCUUAACAGCCUUGCAUUUAAUGUAAAUACAAAACAAAAUCAGCUUUUUUGUUUGCAGUUAGGAUUUGUCAUUCCUUCUAAAGUGACGGUUCUUUCAUUCAGCAUGUGGCGUCAGCUGUGGUACUCUCAGCUAAUCGCCAAGGGUGCAGCUUGCGUGCGGCAUUGAGCUACCUCUGUUCAGGCAGGUCCUAACGUGCACUACAGAUAAUUUUACAGCAUCACAGGAGCUGGCUGUACAACUUUUCUGCAGAAAUCUUCCUGAACUUCACUCUGCUCACUUUAUCUUUAUUUCCCCUGCAGGCAGUGGGUGGGGAGAGCAAGAAAGAUUAUUAAUUAUUAUAAUAAACCAAUACCUUAUUCUUAUAAAUAAUAUUUAUGCCUAGCCGAGUAUACAACAUUAACCCAAUCUGCCACAUUAUCAACAGUGAUGCAAGUACCUUGACGAUUGACCAUGUACUCUUCAGAUACAGAUAUCGCCCACAAUGCAUUGUGGGAGGUGAUAAUGUAUUUGCACUUGUUUUGGUGGUGUCCAUUUGUACACAGGCUUUGCAUUCAACCCCGGAAAUGGAACUUGAUGACCCAAUGUCUGGGAAGCCCCCCACAGAUUUACAUUUUGUUUUCCUUUUAUUCCCUAUAUUUUUCUCCAACUAAUAGUGACUUUAUUGCACCCCCCCAUUUAUCCCUGAUCAAUUGUGGAAAUAUGUGAGUGGGCAGAUGUAUUAUGUUUUAAGUCUGUGUAAAAGAACUAAUACAUGUAAUUUUAGCUGGUAGAGUGCUAUUCUAAAUUGUAUACUGCACUGUGCCAUAUUUUCAUUUUAUUCAAUAAUCCAGGAACUCUGAGGGAAGUACCUUCUAAAAUACCUCUCUCUCUCUCUCUCUAAUACUCAUACAUUUGAGGAACACUCCAAUGUUAAAAGUCAAUAUUUGGUUUUAACGUUUGGAGUAUUCAUUAACCCCAGUAGAUGCCAGACGCCUCCCAAAAAAUAAGAUUUACUUACUUUUUUCUCUAACAGUGAGUCUUCUUUUAAAUGACCAUUAUAGCCACCCAGACCACUUCAGCUCAAUGAAGUGGUCUGGGUGCCAGAUCCAUCUAGGAUUAACCCUGCCUGCUGUAAACAUAGCAGUUUCACAGAAACUGCUAUGUUUACUUUAGGGUUAAUCCAGCCUCUAGUGGCUGUCUCAUUGACAGCCGCUAGAGGCACUUCUCACUGUGAUUAGAAGAGGGAGGAGAGUCCCCAGCGCCGAGGGAUCCCGGCGCUGGAGAAAGGGGAGUGUUUAACCCCUUAAGGAAACAUGACGUGUGACAUGUCAUGACUCCUUUUUAUUCCAGAAGUUUGGUCCUUAAGGGGUUAACCCCCUUCCUCCCCCUUCAGCCCGGCGGGAGUGGGUCAGGGCACUAUAGUUCCAGGAAAACGAGUUUGUUUUCCUGGCACUAUAGUGGUCCUUUAACCCCUUAAGGACACAUGACGUGUGACAUGUCAUGAUUCCAUUUUAUUCCAGAAGUUUGGUCCUUAACGGGGUAAUGCUACUCUGCUCAAACCCUGGGAGACUCUGUUACAACAGUAUCCCUUCCUAUCUAUCGUAAAAUUGGCUCACAUUCGGCGAUUACUACAAAUGCACCAAUGUGAGGGGUGGGGGGAGGGGGGGUGAAGAGGCACACAAGCAAAGACACCUUUUUGAGAGAGCGACAAAAUGCAUUUUCGCCUGUGUAGCCAUAAAUCCUUGCACCGGCCUGGCCAUAAGCACUAUGAGAGCCUUUUUUUGUGAGACCGCUGAAGUGAUUUGAUAUGAACUAGGCGCCUGGUACCUUAAGACUCUUUUAAUUACCGGUACAGAAAUUCUGUGCUUAGUACCAAUAUGGUUGAUUCUCAAAUUGUUACACAUGGUGAAUUAUAAAUUAUAGAUGAUUGUUGUCAAUACCACCAUUGAUAUAGUUGGUUAGAUAUUGCAUGAUUAGAGCAAUAGUAAUAUCGAAUCCUGGUCAGACCACCUCACCUUUUGGCAAAACGCCCAACAAUAUAUAAGCCUACCACAAAUCCUCAUAGAUUGUAAGUUUGUUUAAACAGGGCCUUCUACACAUCUAGAAUAGUAAAGCGCUGCACAAUAUGGUGAUAUAUGAAUAAUAUUAAUUUACAGCUCAAUCCUGUGUGUGAUGCACCUUACUUGGCUAUAUAGAGCCCUUCAGAUCCAACUGUUUUCCAUUACGGAGGGCGAUGUGGAUUGAAGUUGAACUGUUGAAGAAAUAAGACUGCCUCUGUUCUGUGGAAUUUCUCUUAGCUUGAAGCACUUCUGACUUUAUCCCAUGCAUUCAUAAUGCUAAAAAUCUUUCUGAUGAGUUAAUGUGUAACCUCAAGAUUAUGGAUUAUAGGACACUGAGUAGGCACAGGGAUAUGAGCAUGUAAGUAAAAACCAGAGAGAGAGAGAGGUUUUUUUGGUUUUUGUUUUUUUUCUAGGUGGAUACUGUGAUAUUUUUGUUUGUGUGAAUAAUCUGUCACAUCGCAUUUAACGCUGUUUUUUAUUUUUUUAUUAUUGAUUGCUUUAAAGAUACAGACAUCACCUAUUCUCCUCCACUAAAGCAGAGAUGUAAAUUGUAAUGUAUCUGUCAGCAUUCUAAAAUGUAUACCUUCUGGGACAGCCAUAUCUGUUUGUUUUGAUUGAUUAGACCUCAUUGUUAAUUCCCCCCACGAUUUAGAAAAGUUAAUAUGGCCCGUCAGCUUCGGACGAAAAGGUUGGCAAACACAAGGGAGAUUAAUGCAGGGCUAGUCCAGUGACCAGUGGUUAAUGUAGUUUAUUAAUCAAACUAAGCUCUUACAUGAAUGAUUUGUGACACCUGCUCUUUAAAUAUACUGCAUUGGAUGAGAAUACUUUGUAAUUUGCUAGAUUAAUGUUAUGUUUACCAAACCUCAUGUUCUUUCUCUGCAGUCACAACCAAUACAGAUGAACCAAAACUGUCGGUAAGUAACAUGGGGCAAACAUUCCAUGUUUUUGUUAAAUGUUCUGAUUUAAUACUCAUUCCCCAUGUCCAUGUCACUUUCUUCAUUCAUGUCACCAUCUCCCUGUCGUCAUCUUCACUGAAACCCUAGUCUCACUGUCUCCUCUAAUAACCAUUUUACCUCAUCUAGUAAUAUUAUCCGUGUUAGGCAGAGUGUCCUUGUGGUGAUGAUAUUCCUCCGAGAAUCCAUAGCGGUAUCAUUUGCCCUCUGUUGUCUUUCGAAGGUUUGUGAGAUAGACACCCAUGAUUCUCUCUUUGUGAGUCUCUGAUAGUGAAGUUCUGCCACAAAGUGAACUUCCGUUUUAUAAUUCAGUGAUACUCCACUUUGACAGUCGUCACAGCCGUCUGAAGUACAGGUAUCUAGCUCACAGUCCUUGGCAGACAUUGGUAAGCACUAUCACAAUGGAUAUAAAGAGGCAAUGCACAGAUAUGCCUCUAGAGGCAUUUAUAAAUAAAUAGAGAGCUUGCUAUUAAUACUUAUGCUUGUGCUUGAUACUGUAUCUGAUCUUUCACAUCUAUAGCAAUCUGCACUCCUAGCAGCCAUCAUCGUCCCGUCUGUGGUGGGAGGAUUAAUUAUCAUUGGAAUACUGAUCUUCUUUUUCAUCAAAGUGCGUGAGUUACGUCGAACAGAGGGAACCUACAGACCUAGCCAAGAGGAACAAGUAGGAUCGCGGGUGGAGCCCAACAGUACUCUAAAAUUACCCCCCGAGGAAAGGCUCAUCUAA
Molecule: messenger RNA, 20780 nt
Organism: Pelobates cultripes (western spadefoot toad)
Lineage: Eukaryota; Metazoa; Chordata; Amphibia; Anura; Pelobatidae
Source: the annotation of a GenBank genome assembly